Messenger RNA from Pocillopora damicornis (cauliflower coral), 4882 nucleotides. RefSeq lists its product as uncharacterized. The record is from RefSeq and is a predicted model, not a curated record. NCBI's taxonomy places the organism in Eukaryota, Metazoa, Cnidaria, Anthozoa, Scleractinia, Pocilloporidae. Gene Ontology annotation, molecular function: DNA binding.
AAUAUUAAAACUUUUUUUAUUUGUGUCCGCUUUCUUUGAAAAGCGAGAUUUCCGCCUAUGUUGUAUGGUAGACAUGCGAAUAGAUGAUUCCACGGUUACUCCCACUAGGGAAGAAGUCAAGGACAUGAUUUUGACAUCUAGUUCAGAGACAGCUUUGAACAAUUCAAGCGUACAAGCUCUUGGCUGUGGAAACAAUUGGUUGAAUGGCAUUAAAUGGCCGCCUGAACAGCACACAAAGACUACGAGUGACCGAAGAGAAGAUACUACCUUCAACGAUUUAAAGCUUAAUCCCUCCUUAGUUACUCACGGUGGAAGGGUACUGAAAAAACCUGCACGUUAUAUGGAAUCCGACUCGGACGAGGGAGCUAGUGCGCGAAGGAAGUUUCCUUCGGUGAAGAAAAGAAAGCGUCUGCUCUCUGAUUCUUCGCGUCCAAAAUGUAAAAAUGGUAGAACAAAGUCUCUGGAGAAAGAUUCUUCUGAUCUAUUUUCGAAUCAUAGAUUAAAACUCCUGUCCUUUAAGCGGCAAAACGGCGAAAGUUUAGACUUGAAGAACUCGUUGGACCUCAGAUCGACGCUUGGCGUGGUGAGUUCUUUGUCAACAUCUCCUUCUCGCACUCAGCCAGGUGAAUCUGUUUGCGUGAAAAGCACGACAAGUGAGCUGCAAACGGAGUCAGAGAGUUCAAAUUCCUUUGAGACACCUUUAAAACGCAAAAGAGGUAGACCUCCGAAAAAUCUAACACAAUCUUUAGAUAAAUUACAUUCAGUUGACAUUCGUUCGAAUUCGCCACAUGGCAAUUGUGAAAUAAGUGCCACGAAAGCAUCUCUCGCGUCACCUUCAACUUCAAAAUUUGGUAAGAAAAGAAAACGGCCGAAAGGCAUACGCUAUUUGCAGGAGAGUUGUUUGUCGUCGAGCAGCGACGAGAAUGAAAAAGCGCCGUCAACUCCCAGGAGAAGGGGUCGACCACCGAAGAAAUUGUCGAGUUGCGAAACAAAACACAAAAUAUUCAGGACACCGAAUGGCGUUAAAAAACCUAGGGUGCGGCCGCAUUUGAAAGCUGUUGACAAACUUUCGUUCAUGAAACCCUCUAAGAAAUCGCUGGACUUAAUGCUACCUUCACCGGAAACGUUCGUGACCGGGGUAAACUCAAAGUUUGUUGGGGUUAAUGGCUGCAGGAUCCUCUCGUCUGGGAAGGAGGUUAAACGCAAACGUGGCCGUCCACCAAAGCCGAAACCCGAGCUUUCUUUUGAAUCAGACAAUAUUCUAAGUGAUGCGUUUCAUUUUACUGGUGAAGACGAACAGAGCGAUGGUUCUCCGACAUUGAAACGUAAGUUGAAGAAGUUGAAGUUUCAAAAAAAGCACGACAAAAGACCUCUUGGAACUUGUGCUCUGAAGAAGAGAGAUGCUACGGAAAAACUCAAACGUAAGGUCUUGAAUAAAGCCAGAAAAAAUCUUCAGGUAAGAGCUCAACUUAAUGUGUCACAAUCUGAUUGUGAGCCAUUGAUGGAAACUAAACAAAGUUCUGAAAAUGUCCACAAACGUAGAAGAAGAAACAAAGCUGAUAGAAUACUUGGAAUGAGAAGAAAUCUCUCUGGGACAUAUGAGUAUCUAGUUCAGUGGAAAGAUGGAACAAGUUCAUGGGCUCCAUCAGAUGAACUCUCUGAUUAUGAACUAGACUUUAAAUGUUUUCUUGGGCAUGACUACCAAGACAUGACAGUUGUAAACAGACUGGCAUACAAAGCAUAUUGGAAGGAAGACUUGAUCAAAUACCAUAGGAACCAAUGUGAGAUUGACAGAUUGGUUGCAACUGAUGAUGUGCACUCAGGGCAAGUCAGCUCAGGAGAGCAUUACUUAGAUGGACAAAUUGAUGAUUCUGAUCCUUGUCAAAAACAUUACAUCUGCAAAGAGGUAUCAGUGCAAAAACUCCAUGAUUGUGUUCAUGUAACUAUCAGCCGUUCGUCCAGCAAGAGAAGCAAAAUCAAUCAAAGAAUUGUGGACUCGCUCACUCUUGUCAUGGAGGAUGCUGCCGUAGAUGAGUCACAAUUUGUUAUUAUUAGUGGCUUAGGAGAAGAGACUUUCUGUGGGGUCAAUCUCAAAGAUUUGACUCAAGUUCCAUGUGAGGAAGAGCCAAGACAUUACAGAAGAGAUGUGGAUAAAGUCAGAUAUUUGGUACAGGUGCUAAUCGACUUUCCCAAGCCAGUGGUUGCAGCUAUCAAGAAGCCAGCCUUAGGAUUGGGUGCAAUGCUUGUUUCUCUUUGUGAUUUGGUUUGUGAUGAGGCUUCCCUUGGUGAGCCAGUUGCUCUUCAGAAUGUAUCCAAGGGACGUGUCCCUUACAGUUUUGCAAAGCUUAUGGGACAUACUUUAAUAAAUGAACAAAUCCUGAUUGGGCACAAAGUACCCACCUCUCAACUUGAUUGUCUGCAUUCAGCAUCUGAAGUCUUCAAUCACGCACGCUACACAAAAACAGUUUCAGCCUCACUCAAGGCUAUGAGUCUUCCCAAUGGAAUGUCUUAUGAUGACUGUUUGCAGACACACUGUGCUGCAGACUCACUCUCAGAACUGGAACAACAGCUUCUAGAGGAAGAGAAGAAGGCGAGGAAUGAAUGCAUUGACAACAUGAAAGCUUUUUGGAAAGAGGUACAUUCUCCACUUGACGUCUAGGUACAGCCUCAUUUAUGUUAAGUUAUUGGGCAAAGUUUUCGUGUGGUCCUUACUUUGGUGAUAUAAUAUAGAAACUUGUUAAGUUGUUAGGAUUUCACUGAUGCAUGUUGUAAGUGUUCUUGAUACCUGCUGCUGUAUUGUUUUCAUUUGCAUGUGUUAGUGUGCUAUGCUGGCAAAAAAAAAAAUCAAUAAUCCACCCAUAACUUUUGCAACUUUUUCAUACCACUCUGAAGCAAAUGAAAACCUAUAUCUGCAAAAUUCUUUUCUUGGUGUGUGUUGAAUAUUUUUUACCCAAAUUACCACAUCAAGUGUCUCAAAAACCUUUUUGCAAGACUGUAUUUCCACAACCAAGAAGGCAAAAACUAUAUUAGUUUUUGACUUUUCUUUUGCAACAUCCAUCAAAGUAGAAAUUUUGAUGUUGUGUUUCGUAAAAAGGCUAGCUUGUAAAUUUAGUAAUAUACCACAGAGCCAUUGUAGAAAUUAGAAUGACAUGUCUUAUGAAAACAAUGUGUUGAGUAUUUGUAUAUUUAAAAUUUUUUCUGGAAAGUCAAAGGGGAUGUCAUUUUGCUUCAUGCAUUAUGUUAGUAGAGGUUGUUAAGCAAAAUAUGGAAAUAAGUAUUUGUCGCAUAGCAUUGCAUAGCAAAGAACAUGUAUUGUCUACCACUCCAACUCUACUGUCAACUCUCUCUAAACCAGACAUGCUGUUCAUCCUUGAAAAAAAAAAAAUUAAAUGGGGUAUUGCACUAUUGAUGUUUCAAGUCAGGUUGUACUUUAAGCUUAAUUUGCAAUCUCUAGAACUGAAAACAAUAAGGAAAAUUUUUAAGUUGUGGUACAUAUUUUGAGGUAGAUUUCUUUAUGUCCUGAUUACCACAAAUUGGAAUGUUAAUUGUUAGUUUUUCUGAAGGGGAGAAAACCAGUGUACAAGGACCACAUCCAACAAAAAACUUAAAACCCACGUGGCAAAAGGUCUGGGAAUUAAACCUGGGACACAAGUGUGGAAGUCAAGUUGUCUCACGACAGCUUCCCAUUGCACAUGCAAAGCAAGAAAAGUACUCUCCUGCAGGUGUUUGUUAUAACCUGUGGAACAGAUGCCUCAAAGAGAACCAUCCCCUCCCUCCCCUCCCUCCUCCCCCCUCCAGCAACUGUGUCAAAUUAGAGAGGGUUGACUGCAAUGUGUGCAUCAAGGCUACCAUUAGUUGAAGGCUUAUUUUGGCAAGUGCAUAGUAUUCCUCCCUUUCAGACUGCACAGACAUGUACAAACUGAGAUAUUUGUAAAGUUAUCGUUAGAAAAGUUUCAAAGUGAGGUUAAUAUAUAUAUAUAUAUAUAUAGAUAUAUAUAUAAAUAAAUAUAUCCAUAAUUAGACCAAAGUGAAAUCAUCAGAGUUUUCCAUACAUGCAUACAGAUUAUAAAAUUGCAUUCACACUUGCUGUUUUAAUACUGACUAGACAUUGAUUCCAGAUUGGAGCAAAUUAAUUUAUGAAAUUUAAUUCUUUCUUGAAAUUUUCAAAAUGCUGAACCCAGUCCAGCCAAAUCUCACAUUAUUUCAUUUUGUAAGUCAUGUGAAUAAAACAAAUUAAGAGUGAAUGACACAAGUGAUUUCUGCUCUAGUAGCAAACAAAUUAAGUUUAAAAAAAUCUUCUUUCUUUUAUAUUUUAAAUUUAUGGAAAUUGGCGACAAUAGAUUCUGACAACAGUUUAAGUAAACUUGCUUGUACUCUUUGUUUGAGUACUAUGUUAGAAAUCUUUCAUUAAAAGAAUCUAUGAACUUUACUCUUUCACAGGUAACGUAGCAACAAGAAGAGAAUUUGCAAACUUUAGAACGUUCCCUAGUUUUCAAAAUAUCAGAGUCAGUUAUUAAUAAUGUUACAAUUUUCUUGUUGCACUAGCUUUCCUGAAUCGAGUCACUAAUUUUUGAGCACUUGUCAUACCCACAUCAAAAGGUAGUUUACACUCAUUGCCCUAGCUCUCCUGAAUCGAGUUAUCAUUUCUUAGAACUUUUUGUACCCAUAUUAAAAGGUAGUGUACUUGUAUUUAAGCCUAGUGCUGUAUUUAUUGUAUGCAUAGCUUUGCAUUGUCCACCACUCACUGAUCAUGGCAACAUGCCAAAUUAAAUGUAUCUAUAUUUUUGUGCAUUUUGUGAACUGUUGUGUAUAGAUAGGCUUUUGAUAUUAUUGUUACCAAAUGAAAAGUUGAAGUAUUAAAAGUAAAAGAAACCUUCCUUGA